Fulvia fulva is the source of this 786-nucleotide messenger RNA. Its product is annotated as Acyl-protein thioesterase 1. Gene Ontology annotation, molecular function: palmitoyl-(protein) hydrolase activity; carboxylic ester hydrolase activity. Lineage: Eukaryota; Fungi; Ascomycota; Dothideomycetes; Mycosphaerellales; Mycosphaerellaceae. Bases 1 to 786 code for a protein of 261 amino acids. Gene Ontology annotation, biological process: protein depalmitoylation. The transcript has 3 exons. The record is from RefSeq and is a predicted model, not a curated record. Gene Ontology annotation, cellular component: cytoplasm.
AUGUCGGCCAUAAAGAGACGCAUGACUUUACCAUCGGAACCGAAACGCGAAGAUCCAAUCUACAAGCCAGCAGAGAAGCCGGUCUCGCAGCCAGAUCAUGGAGCAGCGUUCAUUCUGGUGCAUGGCCUUGGAGAUACUGCUGAGGGCCUUGAGAACAUCGCAGACCAGUUCCAGCAAAAUCACAAACUGCCUUAUGUGCACUGGAUAAUACCGAACGCAAUGGAGAAUCGGGACGCCAUGACAACAGCCUGGUACACCCCCAACGCCUUCUCCGCCUUCCCCCCCAACCGCCCCGACCUCGCCCCCUCCGAAGACAUCGACGGCCUCUCCACCUCCAUAUCCUACCUCGAAUCCCUCAUCGAUGCCUGCGUCCGCAAAGGAAUCCCACCCCAACGCAUAAUCCUCGGCGGCUUCUCCCAAGGCUGCGCCCUCUCCCUCCUGUUGGACCUCACCUCAAAAAAUUACGCCGGCAAGCUCGGCGCCAUCGUCGGCUUAAUGGGCUACCUGCCCCUAGCAGAAGGACGGGCAUUGUGGGAUUUGCGAGCGAAAGCGGGGUUGCCGAUCGAUCAUGGGGAUGUUCCGAUCUUUCUGGCGAGGGGAAAGGAGGAUAAGAUGAUUCCGGGGAGGGUGUGGAAGAGGACGGUGGAGAAGUUGGAGGAGUUGGGGGUUGGGAAGGAUCAUUUGGAGGUUAGGGAGUAUGAGGGGUUGGGGCAUGGGUUGAGUGGACGGGUGCUGGGGGAUGUGUGUGGGUUUGUUGAGAGGUAUGUGCCGGCUUUGGAGGAUUAG